GAUGGCUCUUGCUCACCAGAGCCUCACAAAGAUAAUCGCUCAGGAAGUGUUUCAGCCAAUCCCGGGCCGCCUUACACUCCGAUUUGCCGGGCCAGCCAAUCGGGGAUGAGCUCUUAUUAGGCGGCCAGAUCAUCAAGCCGAAGUGCCAAACCCUUUUUCUGUGAGAACUAGGAGCCUGUCCUCCAUGUUUUAUAAGUAUUGACAUUACACAGUGUUAACAAUGCAUCCACAGAGUCCCAAAUCUGCCAGCCUGUUCUCUCUUCUUAACUGUGGAAAAAUGAGACGGUUGCUUGAACAUGUUGGCUUGGCCGAGGAGGAAAUCAAAACAGAACAGGAGGUGGUAGAGGGCAUGGAUAUCUCUACUCGCUCCAAAGAUCCUGGCUCCGCCGACAGAACAGCCCCGAAAAGAAAGUUCCCCAGCCCUCCGCAUUCUUCCAAUGGCCACUCGCCACAGGACACAUCCACAAGCCCCAUUAAAAAGAAAAAGAAACCCGGCUUACUGAACAGUAACAAUAAGGAGCAGUCAGAACUAAGACAUGGUCCGUUUUACUAUAUGAAGCAGCCACUCACCACAGACCCUGUUGAUGUUGUACCGCAGGAUGGACGGAAUGAUUUCUACUGCUGGGUUUGUCACCGGGAAGGCCAAGUCCUUUGCUGUGAGCUCUGUCCCCGGGUUUAUCACGCUAAGUGUCUGAGACUGACAUCGGAACCAGAGGGGGACUGGUUUUGUCCUGAAUGUGAGAAGAUUACAGUAGCAGAAUGCAUCGAGACCCAGAGCAAAGCUAUGACAAUGCUCACCAUCGAACAGUUGUCCUACCUGCUCAAGUUUGCCAUUCAGAAAAUGAAACAGCCAGGGACAGACGCAUUCCAGAAGCCUGUUCCGUUGGAACAGCAUCCCGACUACGCAGAAUACAUCUUCCACCCCAUGGACCUUUGUACAUUGGAAAAGAACGCUAAGAAGAAAAUGUAUGGCUGCACAGAGGCCUUCCUGGCUGAUGCCAAGUGGAUUUUGCACAACUGCAUCAUUUAUAAUGGGGGAAAUCACAAAUUGACGCAAAUAGCGAAAAUAGUCAUCAAAAUCUGUGAGCAUGAGAUGAAUGAAAUCGAAGUAUGUCCAGAGUGUUACUUAGCUGCUUGCCAAAAACGCGAUAACUGGUUUUGUGAGCCUUGUAGCAAUCCACAUCCUUUGGUCUGGGCAAAACUGAAGGGGUUCCCAUUCUGGCCGGCCAAAGCUCUGAGGGAUAAAGAUGGGCAGGUGGAUGCCCGGUUCUUUGGACAACACGACAGGAACCCAGGCCGUCCAGUGUCAGGAGGCGAAAUGGAAGUUAGCCGAGAUGAUCGUGGGUUUGAUAGGAGGAACAGAAACAGUCAUUUUCCAGAAAUCACUUGCCAAGCAACUUCAUUGAAGGCACUUAAGAACCUGGGAAGAAACAGAGCCUGGGUUCCAAUAAAUAAUUGCUACCUCAUGUCUAAAGAAAUUCCUUUUUCUGUGAAAAAGACUAAAAGCAUCUUCAACAGUGCAAUGCAGGAGAUGGAGGUUUAUGUGGAGAACAUUCGCAGGAAGUUUGGGGUUUUUAAUUACUCUCCGUUCAGGACACCCUACACGCCCAACAGCCAGUACCAAAUGCUGCUGGACCCCAGCAACCCGAGCGCUGGUGCCGCCAAGAUAGACAAGCAGGAGAAGGUCAAGCUCAACUUCGACAUGACGGCGUCCCCCAAGAUCCUGAUGAGCAAGCCCAUGCUGAGCGGGGGCACCGGCCGCAGGAUCUCCUUGUCGGACAUGCCGCGCUCCCCCAUGAGUACAAACUCGUCCGUGCACACGGGCUCCGACGUGGAGCAGGACCCCGACAAGAAGGCCAUGUCCAGCCACUUCAGCGCAAGCGAGGAGUCCAUGGACUUCCUGGACAAGAGCACAGCAUCGCCGGCCUCCAUGAAGAUGGGCCAAGCGGGGAGUUUAUCUGGCAGCCCGAAACCUUUCUCUCCUCAAGCGUCCACGCCAAUCAUGACGAAAGCAGACAAGACGGCCACCACCGGAAGCAUCCUGAACCUUAACCUGGAUCGAAGCAAGGCCGAGAUGGACUUGAAGGAGCUGAGCGAGUCCGUCCAGCAGCAGGCUGCCCCCGUGCCUCUCAUCUCUCCCAAGCGGCAGAUCCGCAGCAGGUUCCAGCUCAAUCUUGACAAGACGAUAGAGAGUUGCAAAGCACAACUAGGCAUAAAUGAAAUCUCGGAAGAUGUUUACACGGCCGUAGAGCACAGCGAUUCGGAGGAUUCUGAGAAGUCAGACAGUAGCGAUAGUGAGUAUAUCAGUGAUGAUGAGCAGAAGUCCAAGAAUGAGCCGGAAGACGUGGAAGACAAAGAGGGUGCUCAGUUGGACAAAGAGCUGUCUGCUGUCAAAACAAAGCCCAAGCUGGCCAGCCCGGUGGAGAUUAAAGAGGAGCUGAAAAGCGCUUCGCCCCCCAGCGAGAAAGCAGACCCCGGCUCAGUCAAGGAAAAGGCCAGCCCCCCGCCUGAGAAGGACUUCUCCGAGAAAGCCAAACCCUCGCCUCACCCCACAAAGGAUAAGCUGAAGGGGAAGGAUGAGACGGAUUCCCCAACGGUCCACUUGGGCCUGGACUCUGACUCGGAGAGCGAACUUGUCAUAGAUUUAGGAGAAGACCAUUCUGGGCGGGAGGGUCGGAAAAACAAGAAGGAACCCAAAGAACCAUCUCCCAAGCAGGAUGUGACUCUAGUUGUAGCUAAAGCUCCACCACUGUCCACUGCGGCCGGCAGCCAGUCUCCCCCCGAAACGCCGGUCCUCACCCGCGCGUCCUCCCAAACUCCCACGGCUGGUGUCACGGCCACCACCAGCACCACGUCCACGGUCACGGCCCCGGCGGCCACCGCCACCGCCACCAUCACGGGAAGCCCAGUGAAAAAGCAGAGGCCGCUUUUACCGAAGGAGACUGCGCCGGCCGUGCAGCGGGUCGUGUGGAACUCCUCAAGUAAGUUUCAAACGUCCUCCCAAAAGUGGCACAUGCAGAAGAUGCAGCGCCAGCAGCAGCAGCAGCAGCAGCAGCAAGGCCAGCAGCAGCAGCCUCAGUCUUCCCAGGGGACGCGAUAUCAGACCAGACAGGCUGUGAAAGCUGUCCAGCAGAAGGAGAUCACGCAGAGCCCGUCCACGUCCACCAUCACCCUGGUGACCAGCACUCAGUCGUCACCCCUGGUCACCAGCUCGGGGGCCACCAGCACCCUGGCCUCUUCAAUCAACGCAGACCUUCCCAUCGCCACUGCCUCCGCCGACGUCGCCGCGGACAUCGCCAAGUACACUAGCAAAAUGAUGGAUGCAAUCAAAGGAACAAUGACAGAAAUAUAUAAUGACCUUUCCAAAAACACUACUGGGAGCACAAUAGCUGAGAUUCGCAGGCUGAGGAUUGAGAUCGAGAAGCUUCAGUGGCUGCACCAGCAGGAGCUCUCCGAGAUGAAACACAACUUGGCCCACGCUGGAGACAAAGCUGCCCUGUUGGUCCCUGGAUUAGAUGGGCUGCUGUUCCACCUACCAUUCUGUGUAAAUACUGAGCUGACCAUGGCGGAGAUGCGGCAGAGCCUGGAGCAGGAGCGGGACCGGCUCAUCGCCGAGGUGAAGAAGCAGCUGGAGCAGGAGAAGCAGCAGGCGGUGGAUGAGACCAAGAAGAAGCAGUGGUGCGCCAGCUGCAAGAAAGAGGCCAUUUUCUACUGCUGCUGGAACACCAGCUACUGCGACUACCCCUGCCAGCAGGCCCACUGGCCCGAGCACAUGAAGUCCUGCACCCAGUCAGCUACCGCCCCUCAGCAGGAAGCGGAUUCCGAGUCGAACACAGAAACACUAAACAAGUCCUCCCAGGGGUCCUCCUCCAGCACACAGGCCGCCCCUUCAGACACAGCCAGCGCCUCGAAAGAGAAGGAGACGUCUGCUGAGAAGAGCAAGGACAGCGGCUCGACCCUCGACCUUUCUGGCUCCAGGGAGACGCCCUCCUCCAUUCUCUUAGGCUCCAACCAAGGCUCUGGUUGUGCAACUUGAAGCGAAACGAUGUUUAACGGAACCGGUGUUACUGUAGGCCAGUGGCUAUAAGCAUCAAUCUUGUAAUGAAGUGACAUUGAACAAAACGGUGUUAUUGAGGACCUGCUGUGUUUACUUCCUGGGGAUCCACAUAGGACUUCAUCUGGACAGGGGGUUCCGUUGUGGACCUGGGUGGGUAGGAGAUGUGCUUGGGGGUCGGGCCGCCCUUCUGCCCCCAGGGAAAUGACCAGGAUAAAUUAAGCCAAGGGAAACGAUUCCAGCACCUGUGUUUGGGGGAUGACGGCACUCGAGCCUCUAGGGAAAUGAAGAAAAAUUUUAGGUGGAUGGAUGAUCUUUCUGUAAAAACCGUUCCUCUUAGGAAUAAAUAAACGGGCAGGCUGCAUUGGGAGAUUUUCCAAGACUGAAUUUUGGUUUUUCUCUUCUGUGAGAUUUGAGCUGUCCUCCUUUCUGGCCCGAAGGGUCUUUGUCCUGUACCCUCUACACCUGUUGUGGGUCAUUCCAGAAGGCUUCCAAGAAGGUAUCUUCACUGAGGACAAUUCUGCUUAAUUCAAGGUUUUUCAGCUCUAAGAUCUCUCUCCGCUGGAUAAUUCAAAAAUUUUCUCUCCCUUUUGCAUAUUAAGUGUGUGGAGGAUGCAGUGAUUUUCAUUGUUAGUGUGGCAUGAGCUGGUUUUAGGGAGAAUAUGAGCUUGGCAUUGAAUGCAGUUGAACCAUCUGUUGAAAAAGUAACUCCUCGCACCCCCCCCCCCCUUCCAUUCCUGAUAGAAUCUCCGAGAACAGGUGCAUUUUGGUGCUAAGAUGUCUUUUCCUUGAUAUUUUCUAGCCCUCUUUCUAACACAGAGAGAGCAGACUUUAGACCUGAGCAGCAUGGUACCCACUUAACAAAUUAAUACUACAAUUUGCUUUUCACUGUUUAUUUGUAGAGUUGCCUUCUAUAUAUGGGCAGGUAUUAAUGAUUUUCUUCCUUGGGUGGUGCUAUAAAAGCGUCCGUUUUAUUUAAGUUUAAAAAUGAGUUUGAACUUAAAACAUGAACUAAGUGGUAUGUGGGAGGAUUGUGGGUGUGUCAGAAUUGUGCAGGUGGAGUGAGAAAGGCCCACGAUGGAGAAGCGCUGUUUCAGACAGGGGGCGCUGUUGAGGUUGUGCAGCAGCAAAGGGGUGGGAUCCACAGGCUGAUGGGGAAUGGCUGAUGCCGAGGUGUGUAGAAUCUGCUGGAAUAAGCCGGGUGGUAGACAGGACUGUGGUUGGGAGCUGCAUCGUAUUCCAGUUCGGAGGCGAAUGAGGUAUAUCCCAGCCCAGGGGUCAGCAGACUCUGAAACUUAGGGCCACAUGUAAAUACUUUAAGCUUCUCGGGCCACAUGGGCCCCUGUUGGGUGGAAGCAGACAUAGGUAAUAUGUCAGUCAGAGAGUAUGGCCACGCUCCAGUGAAACUGUUUGGAAAAGUAGUCCUUGGGCUGGAUCUGGGCCAUCACUGGCUGACUCCAACCUAAAGCACACAACCCAAGAGGGUGGGAAAGAAGGUUCUGUUUUAUAAGAACUAAGUAACCUGCUGGAGAGAGGAGGCAGGACGCUCUGGUAGAUGCUGGUAGAAGCUCUGGUAGGUUUGGUCCAGGUGGGUUUUGGGGAGAGCAUGAUCCCCAGGAGUCUGUGGACUGGGUGGGGUAGCAGG
Molecule: messenger RNA, 5699 nt
Organism: Myotis myotis
Lineage: Eukaryota; Metazoa; Chordata; Mammalia; Chiroptera; Vespertilionidae
Gene: ZMYND8
Product: zinc finger MYND-type containing 8
Exons: 26
Coding region: 221-4036 (1271 amino acids)
Biological process (GO): regulation of DNA-templated transcription
Molecular function (GO): protein binding
Source: RefSeq, a predicted model, not a curated record